Molecule: messenger RNA, 2802 nt
Organism: Phascolarctos cinereus (koala)
Lineage: Eukaryota; Metazoa; Chordata; Mammalia; Diprotodontia; Phascolarctidae
Source: RefSeq, a predicted model, not a curated record
UUAAAGGGAACUGGUGAAGCAGUGGAUAAAUUGCUGGGCCUGGAGUCAGGAAGACCUGAACUCAUAUCUGGUCGUCAGUCAGCCAGGCCAGUCAUCUGAUUAGGCAUCACCAGAAGGCUGUUCAGAGGGAAAGAUGUGGAAGACUUCCCUGCUGCCCGAGAUCCUGACUUUGGGUGUCUUUGGCAUUCUUAUUCAAGCCCCAGGGCAUCAAGCAGAUGACCUCAUCAGGACCACUGAGUCUGGACAGAUCCAAGGCACUCAAAUCAGUAUCAAGGGGAUAGACAAAAGUGUCAAUGCUUUCCUGGGAAUCCCCUUUGCCAAACCCCCUGUGGGGGCUCUGAGGUUUUCUCCACCACAACCACCAGAUUCCUGGAGCAAUGUGAGAGAUACAACUUCUCAGCCAUCUAUGUGUUUGCAGGAUGUCAGUUAUCUAGAAGAACUGGCAGUGAGCAUGAAAAUAAACCUCUCUAUUCCUGCCAAUUCUGAAGACUGUUUGUACCUCAAUAUCUAUGCUCCUGUCCAUGCAAAGGAGGGGGAUGAAUUGCCGGUGAUGGUGUGGAUCCAUGGUGGUGCUCUCCUUUCUGGUUCUGCUUCCCAAAGUGAUGGUUCCAUAUUGUCUGCCACCCAGAAUGUGGUAGUCGUUGCUAUCCAGUACAGGCUGGGCAUCCUUGGGUUCUUCAGCACUGGGGAUGAGCAUGCACCUGGCAACUGGGGUUACCUGGAUCAGGUGGCUGCCCUGAAAUGGGUCCAAAAGAACAUUGCCCACUUUGGAGGAGAUCCUGGCCUUGUGACCAUCUUUGGUGGGUCAGCUGGGAGCACAAGUGUUUCCUCACAGGUUCUGUCCCCCCUGUCCAAAGGCUUGUUCCAUAGAGCGAUCAUGCAGAGUGGUGUGGCCUUCGUCCCUACCUUGUUUUCUUGCAGCUCAGAAACGGUUACAAAUGCCAUUGCUAAUCUGUCUGCUUGCGACAGACAGAGUUCUGCCUCCAUGGUUCAGUGCCUUAGGAGCAAAUCUGAAGAAGAGAUCCUGGCCAUUGCCAAGCAUUUGGAUGUAAUCCCUAGUGUAGUUGAUGGACAAUUCUUCCCCAAACAUCCUGAAGAGAUGCUGGCUGCAGGAGAGUUCAACCACGUCCCUUCCAUUAUCGGUGUCAACAACCACGAAUAUGGCUGGUUGCUUCCACAGGAACAUGCCAUUCCUGGAUUUCAGGAAAACAUGGAUAAAGAAAGUGUCCACUUAGCAUUGCAAACUCCAGCUUUGUGUAUGCCUUCUGAACUUGUGCCAUUGGUGAUGGAAGAGUAUUUAGGAGACACCGAGGACCCGGGAGAAUGUCGAGCUCAAUUCCAGGAAAUAGUGGGAGAUUUCAUCUUCGUUAUUCCUUCUCUCAAACUGGCCAAAUAUCAAGACAGUCCCAGCUCUCCAGUCUACUCUUACGAAUUUCAGCACAGACCAAGUAGGGUUAACGGAGUCAAGCCGGAUUUUGUGAAAGCAGACCAUGGUGAUGAGGCCUCUUUUGUCUCUGGAGAGUCUUAUGUAGGUGACGCAACAGAAGAGGAAAAGCUCCUGAGCUACAGGAUAAUGAGCUACUGGGCAAACUUUGCCCGUCACGGGGAUCCAAAUGGUGCAGACCUUUUUCACUGGCCAGUCUAUGAUGAGAAGGAAGAGUACCUGGAGCUGAAUUUGCAGCUGUCUGUAGGAAAGAGCCUGAGGAAGGAUAAGUGGGAGUUCUGGACCAAGACUGUGCCUAUGAAGAUGAAAGAAUCACAGUCAGAAAAAGCCCAGAUGGCGCUGUGAUCUCUAAGCACAAUCAUUUUUACAACUGUUGAAGACCAAUUACACCCAAUCACUUCUUUUGAGCAGUUCCUUGGUAUCAUCUACACUAUACUGCAGUUUUGAAUGAAAUACUUUGACUCUCACUUGUUGUUGCUUUGGGAGAAGAAUUUUAAUGAUAUCCAGAAGGAAAAAAUUUUAAUGUAAUGAUUACUAUGUUCCAGCCAGUGUGCUAAGGAAAUAAUUUUACAAAUGCCAUCUCAUUUGAAAGGGACCUUCCAAUACUGAGACAAUGGGAAUCUGAUUAGAGCAGCUACUCCACCAUGUCUCUAGAGGAAAAAAUCCCUUGUUCAUUUCAUAGAAUUAUAGUGGAGGUAGUUUCAUUUUCUGUCAAUGUACUUUUAGGCCAUUUGGUAGAGAAAGAAUUAAUACGUGAAGAUUGAUUGAAUGAUUGAUUUAGAGCUGGAAGGGUUAUUAGAAAUCAUUGAACAAGAAUGAACACCAAGGCCAGAGAAGGGAAAGGGCUUGUCUGAGGUGAUGCGGACACUAAGUCAGGUCCUCUGACUCCAAAUCGAAGGCUUUUCUUAAUACACUGAGCUGCUUCCAGGGACUGGGGAAAAUAUUGGAUGUCUCUGUCCUGCUUCAUCAAUUAGCUAGCAUUUUCCAGAUAACACUUCUCUGGGGAGAUAAUGCAGUAAAUUGAGGGUCUUGUAAAGAAAACUUCAAGAUAAUCCUGCAAGUCAAGUGAUUCUUUACUGGCAAAGGAGCAGCACAGAGACAAUUAGUAUCUGUGAAGCCAAAUUCAAUGUAGUUGUUGUACAUGAUUACUUUCAUUCAAAAUAAAAUUGCAAAAUGAAUUGAAAUCUUUCUUCUGCUCUGAGUGGUUAUGCUAACAAGAUAUUUCACGACAACAAUAUCUUUUACUAACAGGAUACAGGCAUGGUCUGCUGGUCAAGAUUUAACAACCAGGUCUCUGAAAACCCCACAAGAUAUACUUUCAAGUUAUAUUAUUCACAGUAUCUCCAUUACUUUCUUAA